UCAGAGUUUACAAUUGUUCUGCUUUCCCAAUAUUUUUUCCUUUUUUUCAAAUUCUGCAUUUUAUUCUACUAUUCUGUUAAUGUUAGGUCCAUUUUGAGAACUUAAGUCCUUUGAUUUGUUGUUAGUUUUCUGUUGGUAUUUUAUAGUCACAAAGAUUUCAUAGAUCCAGUUUAAAAAGUACUGAUUUAGUACAAGUAAGGAGGCUUCAACUGCAGAUAUGGGGAUGACAAAGACCUGCUGGGCCUUAGGGAAGCUACAAUUUUUUGUGUCAAAUCUGUUGUUAAACAAGCAGCAUUGUGCAGCCGUCAUACAUCUUUCUAAAUUGUACAGUGCUUUCCUCACCCUUGAACAGGAAAGUGAGAGAAGAAUAUGAAAGAAAUGUGUAUAAGACAAAGCUGCAAUAAAAAAAUUACAUGGUACAAAUUUAUAAAAUGCAAAUUUAAUUGGUUCAUUUUCUUAGGAUUUUUGAUUCUUGAGUAAUGUAAAAUCUUUCAAUUUACUGCUUUUUAAGCUUUUAAGUAUGUUUUUUCUUAUUUGACUGGCACAGGAGUCAAAUAAGACUAUACAAGUUCUCAAUCACUACCUCUCCCUUACAUUUUGCAAAAAUCCUUUUCCCAUUGAUUAAAACCACAGAGAUAACAGUAUUUUUAAAAUCCAGACCUAGGAGCUAAAAUUUUACUACCAUAGCUCAAAUAAAGUUUACCUUUUUUUCCCCCAAUAUUUAUGUCAGAACCUGUGGGCAUUUGGGGGCUUGAUAACAUAAAGAGGUCCCAGGGCACGCAUGAAAGAGGAGUAGAAGGAGUAUUUGUUUACAUCUUUCCAGUGACAGUCAACUCUUGAGCAAUCAAAAAUUCUGCACCAUUGCAAACUGGAUAAAAGAAUUUCUGUUAAAAGGAAAGCAGUUCAAAUGCUGCAUAAGAAUGUAUAAGUGUAUUUUUAAAUGUAUUUUUUACAUUUUCUAUUUUUGAGUCAAAACAAAACAACCUACUAUGAGUAAGUGCUUAAGGGACUGUGCCCAAAAGCAGUAUUUUCUGUCAUUUGCACAGAAGCUAUACCCCAGGUUAAAAGCUGGACCAGUGGAAGCUUUCUAUUGGAAGUACUAUUUAGCUACAGCAUUCAUCUGGUUUUUUGGGAAAUAGAUUUAAACUUCCAAAUGCAUUUUAUACAGAAUUUCAAACAGCCUCCACACAGUAAGGUUACUGCUUGGAAGCUCUUUUGCACAGAAACUGAAUGAAAAUGGUUUGGAGAGGUUUUUUAAUACUCUACAAAGUACUGGAUUUCUUUUUUCCCUUUGGAGACAAAAAUCAAGAUGUUGAGUGUAGGACAUUUACUAUUUGAGGCAUUUUCUGUACAAGGAUAAAAGCAAAAAUAGUCUAAGAUUAUUAUGCUACUAUUUUUUUCCUCUUCUGCAAAUUUGAGCUGACAUUUUAUUCAAUUAAUAAGGAAAUCUGUCAAGGUCAAGAAACCAAUCAAAAACAUUUGAUUUAUAGUUUCAACCUUUACAUUUAUAGUAGCUGUUGUGAUUUCAGAGUAUUUUUGAAGAUCCACAAACCAGCCUUCUACAUUGGCUUUCAAGUAGUUGUUUCAAAUCAAAGAACAAUUGCCUGACUGAGUCAUCAAACUAUGUAUCAGGACACCUGAGUUUUAUGCCUACAGGCAAAUUAUAGCCUAAUUUUUAGGUGUCAUGCACUUCUUUAACUCCCACUUAUCUAAAACAGUUGCAAGAGCUUGGCACCUCUGAAACUUGUUUUUAAACCAUUUUGGGAAUAUCUUCUUUACAGAUGAGCUGGAGAGCUCUUUUAGUGUUCACAAUACAUUUGAAAUGUUUAGUACGAGCAUUACAGAAAUGCAGUCAUUACUAGCAAAUGUUUCAUUGAAGCAGUCCUGUUGUUUUCUCAUCUCAGUGCAGUACAGUUCAAGUUAUCUUUAGAGAACCUCACAAUUAAACAUUACAGUUUAUUAGACAGAACAGAGCAAGAGACAGAAGGAGCAUGUGAUGGAUAACAGUCUUUUAGAAUGAAAGCUGAAGGGUGGAAGAUGAUGAGCGAAGGUGAAGAGCAAGUGGUGGCAGAAGUAGGACCUAGCAAUCACAUGGGUUCCCUCUUCUUUAGAAGACCCCUACUGAAAGGAUCCAGAAAACGUGGUGAGAAAAUAGACAUACUAGCCCUGCUUUUGAUAACAUUCAGAAGCCAUACAGAGAUCACAACUCAGUGGGUUUGCAGAGCUGGUCAAGGAAGUAGCCAGAAAAAUCAAAGUCCCAAUUCUUUGUAAUGAAUUGCGUUAUGUAUUAGAAGUGUCAUACAUUUUGGUUUACCAGUGUAGGUAGGCUUAUUUGUGACAAGUAGUAUUUGUGAUUAGGGAAAUUACAUCAAGAGAAAAAACAGCAGUGGUUGGAUAGACCAGAGGAAUUUGGGUGAGUCUGUGAAUGAGUGUUUGGAGAUGGGUGCAGAACAAAGGGUUGAUUUUCAAACAUGAUUUAUUUAGAAAAUAAAGAUUUAUUAAAGGACAGAGGCAAUAACUUACUAAUAAAUGUAUCAAAUGCAAUAGUUAAAUCCACCAAAUCUAUGAAUAAGAAGUUAAUAAAAGUGAUUAACUUGCAGUAGACCUGAACCUACAGGAUCCCUAAUUAAGGUGACCAUGAAUCAAACCAGUUUUUACUGGAAUCCUCAAUAUUACAAAUACCACCUCAUUCUACAAGGAUUAAACCAGGGUGUUUUUUAAAACUCUUCAACCAAGGAUGAGCACAUGCACCAGACAGGCGAAUUAAGCAUAAGGAGAACUGAACAUUUUCCUUUUACCACAUCUUUCUGCAUGAAAACCACACAUAAUUUUUGCAUCCUCCCAUCGCUAACUUAUCCAGCCCACUCAGCAGGACUGGCUUGACAGGAAGAAAACAGUGCUAAAUUCAUUUGGCCACUGUCUCUUUUUUUUUUCCCCCCUCCAGUUUUCUAUUCUUGCUGAUUUGCAAAGUCUCAGGUGACUGAGUUAUGAGUUGUUUGUCCAACAGCUCCUUUGUUCUGAUCUGUGCUUCAGCAAAAACUGGAAAAACCUGUUCACUUACUCUUUUUUUUUUUUAAUCGUCCUCACUCCAAUUGGUAGCUGCAGCUUGCACACAUGCAGACAAGGUGGUGCCUACCUUUCAUGUGGAAAGCUGCCUUACAAAAACAUCUGAGGUUGUAUUUCCCAUUAUCCCAGUUUUUCUAGCCUCAUACAGACUUUGGUAGAUGCUCCAAGACCUAAACUCCAUUUGCUCUCCGUGAAAUCUGUUUAUGUUGUUAUCUUAUUUUUCUUCAAGCAAAAGAAAGGUGUGUCUCCAGUGCAAUCAUUUGAAAUAAUAAUUUAUGAACUCUAGGAGAUCUGCAGAAACCAGCCUUGUGAAAUGUACUUUUUUGGACACAGAAGUCUGUCUGCCUUACAGCAUCUGCACAUGAUGUGGUGUUAAUAUCUGUAAGACAGAACAAACAGCUAGGAGACAAGCUAAAUCUGCAAAAAGCAGACAAUUUGAGAAGAAACUUUUGUUUCCAUCUCUUUCCUUUUCUUCUUGCUCUGUGCUGCUGUUGGAACAAGAAUGGGUCAGCUAUGUGGACGAUGCAUGCAGCUCCUGCGGGACUUCAUAGGCUUUGUUCAGAGGAUGUCCUCUGACUUGGUGCAAAGCAUCAAGGAAUGCUUAACUCUGAUAAGCAAAUGCUCCUGCUUAAAACAAAACAGCUCUAAAAACAGGCAGCUGUACAAGCCCAUCCUACAGCCUCAUGAGAGAGUGACAGCACAGGAGUUUCUGCAGCAUAUUGAAACAGAUUUUGAAAUGUCUCCACUUGGAAAGGACCCUCUGGAAGCCUUGAGGACCUUAUCCUUUUCAGAAAACCCAGGUUUACAGCAGUCAGCUGCCCUCUAUUACUUGCAUAUGAGUCAGCACAUGAACAUUCCCCUGCCUGUGGAGCAUCUGGAACCCUUCUAUGCCUUACUACGUUCUGCUGACCUGGAGGUGCAGCAGAUGUCUUCCUUGUCUCUUGUCAACUUCUUGCUGGAAGGAAAUAUUGACAAAGAAUUAGUUGUCCAAAUGGGUUUACUUGAGCCAAUUUUGGAUCUGCUUGAGUCAGAGGAUCCCACUGUCGAGUGUAAUUCCUGUGCCUGCAUCAUGACUUUGGCUGUUUCAGAGUCCAACCGAGAAGCUAUUGGUGCUGCUAGAGGAGUUACACCCCUGCUGUCCCUUGCCAAGUCCUAUGAUCCCAGAGUCCAACAAAAUGCAGUUGGUGCUAUUCUGAACCUCACACAAUCAGAGAAAAUCCAACAAGUCCUAUGCAAGGAGGGAGCCCUACCAGUUCUUGCCGUGCUGCUGGAAUCUCCUGACUCAGAAGUCCAGUAUUACAGCUGUGCUGCCCUGAGCAAUGUGGCAGCCAAUGUUCAGCACCACAAAGCCUUGCUGAGACCCAGUGACAAAUUCCUGCUGCGGACCCUGAUCUCUCUCCUCUCCUCUUCUGUGGACAAGGUUUCAAGCCAGGCAUGUGUUUGCCUAAGAAAUUUGGCUAUCAGUGCAGACAUCCAGGCUGAGAUGGUAGCUGAGAAUGUACUGCCCAAGCUGUGCUCUCUCCUGGCCUCUGGCAGCGAGGAUGUGCGUCGUGCCUCCAUUGCUCUGCUCUGGAUACUCUCCCAGCACCCACCCAACCAGGAUACUCUGGCAUGUGCUGAGCUACUGCAGAGCCUGGGGACAUUACUGGCAGCACAUAAAACAGACCCUGUGAUUGCUGGACAUACUGCUUGCAUCAUCAAAAACCUGAGCCUUUCCAAAAACAGACAGAGAAUCACUGAGAGCCGCUGUGUCGAAGGUCUCCUUCAGACCAUGCUUUUGACUGACACUCAGGAAGACUCCCUUCAUUAUGUGACAUCCUGCCUUGCUGAGCUGGCAAAGCAAGAAGGAGCCAUGUUACACAUGGUCCAGUGGAUGGAUGAAUCUCUGACAAAGUGCUUGGUGAGACUGGCUGGCCAGCUGGAACAUCCAGAGCCAUCCUUUCAUGCUGCCUCCAUCAUCCUGCACAUGAGCAGUCAUGAAAAAGUUAUGCUUUUGUGGAAGCAUCACAUUAGAGAGAUUCAAGCCUACCUCAAGAAUUUUCUUACCCACCCAGAGGUCUGUUUUCAGCAGCUGGGCAUCUCCACAUUCUGCAGACUACGAGCAGAUCCAGACUUUUCAUUAGCAUUCAGAAAAAGCCAAAUGGCCAGACUCCUUGAACAAGUCCGUCAACAAACAGAAGAAACUCAAGAGCUCCUUAGGGCAGCUAUGUACCAUGAAGACAGUUAAUAUUUAAGCCAAAUGCCUUAUGAAAACUUACCAGAUCCAAGGGCCUGAACUUUCAGAGGAUACAACUCUUUUCAUUGGUUCCUGUAAUUUUCCUUCUACUUGCAGUUUCGUCAUACAGGAGAGAUGUCCUGAUAACAAGAAUUGGAGCAGGUGAAAACACAAUUCCUUGGACCCUUUGUCCUUGGACCCAUAAGUGUGCUUGAGGACAUGGCUACAUGUCAAAAAACACCCGCUAUGCUUCGUUAACCUUCCAUGGUUUUUGGUUUCCUCACCCUCCCUUCAGAAAAAUCAGCACUGUAUUAAUGAGGUUUUAUUCAUGCAACAGGCUAAUUCCAGUGAUGAGGCAUCUCUCAAGUAUGCAGGUGACUCUGCAUUCAUCUUUAUUCUGUUUCUGUUCCAUGUCCUGUAUUUCAGAGCAGACUCCAAGGACUUUAGAAAGUAACUGAAUCAGCCCACACUAUAAAGGUAGAAAGCCAUGAACAGGUUACUAUAGAAUGUUACUGCUGAGGGACAGUUCAGAAAGUGCAAGAAAUUUGUAAGAAACAAGGAUGGGUGAAGCCUUACAGUUGAUCUUUGUCCACACUAUAGGCAUUACUCUCCAACAGAAGAGCAAAGGCACGUUAAGGCAAGGAAGUGUUGCACAGAGCAAGAACAGAACACAGCAGGAGCCAUGAAUGAUUUGGGUGAGAUGUGUUUAAGUACAGAACUGUGUUCUGCAAAUGUUAAAUUAUUUCCAAAGCUACUUGCAACAAGGAAAGAGUGAAAAUAUUUGGCAAAAUUAGGAAUUUUUGUUGUAUUUUGAUAUUGAUGCUUCAUUUUAAAUGGAGUUAAAAAACAAUAAAAAGGUAGUCAUGUGUUUGAGUUCAACUAAUUUUCUUACAUAUAUACUUCCCAUGGGCAGGCAGAUGUUCAGCCAUCUCCAGGAAAGCUGGGUUCCAUCAUGUGUAAUGGUUACUUGGGAAGACACACACUGUAUCUUCAAACACCCCCCCCGCCCCUUUCCUCUUCCUUCCCCCAGUUUUAUAUGCCCAGCAUGACAAUGUAAGGUAUGGAAUGUUGCUGUGGUCAACCUGCCCCCAGCUGUCCCCUCACAAUUUCUUUUGCAACCCCAGGCAGGUGGAGUGGUGUGAAAAGCAGACUCUGUGCAAGCACUGCUGAGUGGUAACUAAAACAUCCCUGUGUUACCAACCUUGUGUUCAGCACAAAACCAAACACAGCCCCCUCUGAGCUACUGUGAAGAAAAUUAACUCUACCCAGGCAAAAGCAGCACACUGGCUCUGGAGGUACUUCUGACCAUCUCAUAACUCUUAUGUGCAUGUAGAGCUUUAGAGCUGAUACUAGUUAAAAACAUGGAAUAAAAGUGAGAUUAGAA
Molecule: messenger RNA, 6665 nt
Organism: Parus major (Great Tit)
Lineage: Eukaryota; Metazoa; Chordata; Aves; Passeriformes; Paridae
Product: vacuolar protein 8-like
Exons: 14
Coding region: 3569-5293 (574 amino acids)
Biological process (GO): nucleus-vacuole junction assembly
Molecular function (GO): protein-membrane adaptor activity; protein binding
Source: RefSeq, a predicted model, not a curated record